UACGGCUACCAUUUCUAUUUUCUGCUUCUACUCUCCCUCUCUCUGCAACCUCCAUUUUUCUUCCCUGCAAAACUCUUGCAUCCAAUGUCGCCCACCCUGCAACUUUCCUCUCUACCUUCUUCUCCUUCUUCUUCAUUCUCUGCUUCUAAGGUUUCUCAAUCCCGUUCGCUUCUUCUGAUGUAUCCAUCUCUAUUUCCUCUGUCAAUGUUAGUGUUAUUGUUGUUUCUGUACUGUGUUUUUCUUCAACGGCGGCACUCAAGGCACAAGCGUCUUCCCCCUGGCUCAAUGGGCUGGCCUUAUAUAGGAGAAACCCUCAAGCUCUACACUGAAAAUCCAAAUUCCUUUUUCGCCGUCAGACAAAAAAGGUAUGGGGAUAUAUUCAAGACCCACAUACUAGGUUGUCCCUGCGUGAUGAUUUCAAACCCAGAUGCAGCUAGAAGUGUCCUGGUCAGCAUGGCUCAUCUCUUCAAACCAACUUACCCACCAAGCAAAGAGAAAAUGAUAGGACCAGAAGCCAUCUUCUUCCACCAAGGUGCCUACCAUUCAAGGCUGAAAAAACUGGUGCAGGCCUCAUUUUUGCCCUCUUCAAUUAGGGACUCUGUCAGUGAGAUUGAGCAGAUUGUUUUGAGGUUCCUUCCCACUUGGGAGGGCACAACUAUCAAUACUUUGCAAGAAAUGAAAAGGUAUGCUUUUGAUGUGGCAAUGAUCUCUGCAUUUGGAGACAAACAGGGGUUGGAAAUGGAAGAAAUUAAGCAACUUUAUCAGUGCUUGGAGAAGGGUUAUAAUUCCAUGCCAUUGGAUCUUCCUGGAACUCCAUUUCGCCGAGCAAUGAAGGCAAGAGAGCUUCUGAAUGAAAUGUUGAAGAAGAUGAUAGAGAAGAGAAGGGAAAGUGGAGAAGAAGGUGGGGGAUUGUUAGGAGUGUUAUUGGGAGCUAAAGAUGAUCAUAACCAGAAGCUUAAUAAUUAUGAGCAUCUGCUUAGUGAUUCUCAGAUUGCUGAUAACAUAAUUGGAGUCAUCUUUGCCGCACAUGACACAACAGCAAGUGCUUUAACUUGGCUCUUAAAAUACUUGCAUGACAAUCAGGAUUUACUCGAAGCUGUCGUGAGGGAACAAGAAAGCACUCGACGCAAAAUAGCAGAAGCGGAUCGCGUGCUUGCGUGGGAUGAUACCAGGCGAAUGCCAUUGACGACUCGGGUGAUACAAGAGACACUGAGAAGAGCAAGCAUCCUGUCUUUUACUUUUAGAGAAGCUGUCCAAGAUGUUGAGUUUGAAGGCUACUUUAUCCCUAAAGGUUGGAAGGUUUUACCUCUCUUCCGGAUCAUUCAUCACUCUGCAGAUUUCUUCCCUCACCCCGAUAAAUUUGACCCUUCAAGAUUCGAGGUGCCAGUGAGACCGAACACGUACAUGCCAUUUGGAAAUGGAGUGCACUCAUGUCCAGGCAGUGAGCUGGCUAAGCUUGAGAUGCUUGUCCUCCUACACCACCUCACCACCACUUACAGGUGGCAAGUUGUGGGAAAGGAGGAUGGAAUACAGUAUGGACCUUUUCCUGUUCCCAAACGAGGCUUACCCAUAAAGGUAACGUCAAGGAACAAAAAGGCAAAGCCAAUAUGAUUAUCGAGGAA
Molecule: messenger RNA, 1622 nt
Organism: Carica papaya (papaya)
Lineage: Eukaryota; Viridiplantae; Streptophyta; Magnoliopsida; Brassicales; Caricaceae
Gene: CYP707A2
Product: cytochrome P450, family 707, subfamily A, polypeptide 2
Biological process (GO): sterol metabolic process
Molecular function (GO): iron ion binding; monooxygenase activity; heme binding
Source: RefSeq, a predicted model, not a curated record